CACACUAACCUGUUUUUCAACCAACUCUCUCUUUACCAUUUCCAUUCACAUUAUAAGCAACAAUUACAUUCAGAUAUUUUCUAUCAACAGGAUUACAUAAUUUUGUCAUUUAGGAUUUAUAACUAAUGGAGAAAGAAAUGGGAAUAUCGAUGAUAGCUUGCUUGGCCUUGUCAUGCAUUUUUCUCCAUCAAUGGAGAAAGAGAAACAAAAAAGGACCAAGAACAUGGCCAAUAAUAGGGGCAGCAAUUGAGCAGUUUAUGAACUAUGAUAGAAUGCAUGAUUGGCUUGUUGCCUACCUGUCUGAGCUGAGAACUGUAGUAGUUCCAAUGCCAUUCACAACAUAUACUUACAUUGCAGAUCCUGCUAGUGUUGAACAUGUCCUUAAGACCAACUUUUCCAAUUAUCCAAAGGGUGAGACUUAUCAUUCAUAUAUGGAAGUGCUGCUUGGAGAUGGGAUAUUUAAUGCUGAUGGUGAACUAUGGAGGAGACAAAGGAAGACUGCAAGUUUUGAGUUUGCAUCCAAGAAUUUAAGAGAUUUCAGCACCAUAGUCUUUAGGGAAUACAGCUUGAAGCUCUCAUCUAUUCUCAGUAAUGCAUCUUUUCAAAACCAAGAAAUAGACAUGCAGGAAUUGUUAAUGAGGAUGACAUUGGACUCUAUAUGCAAAGUGGGAUUUGGAGUGGAAAUAGGAGCAUUGGCUCCCAAUCUACCGGAUAAUUGCUUUGCUCAGGCUUUUGAUGCUGCAAACAUCAUUGUUACUCUUCGUUUCAUUGAUCCAUUGUGGAAAAUAAAGAAAUUCCUCAAUGUGGGAUCAGAAGCUUUACUUGAUAAGAGUAUCAAAAUCAUUGAUGAUUUCACUUACUCCGUCAUUUAUAAAAGGAAAGCAGAAAUAGAAGCAGCUCGAAAGAUCGGUCAUGAGAAGGGCAAACAUGAUAUAUUAUCAAGGUUCAUUGAGUUGGGGGAAGAUCCAGAAAACAACUUCACAGAUAAAAGUCUGAGAGAUGUUGUCCUCAACUUCGUGAUAGCUGGCCGAGAUACAACAGCAACAACUCUUUCUUGGGCCAUUUACAUGAUAAUGACACAUAACGAUAUAGCUGAGAAGCUCUACAUGGAGUUGAAAACUUUUGAGGAAGAGAGGGCAAAGGAAGAGAAUGUUAUGCUGCUUCAGUUUGACUUGGAUGAUCUUGAAUCUUUCACUCAAAGAAUAAUGCAAUAUGCAGGACUCUUGACAUAUGAUUCAUUAGGCAAACUAUAUUAUUUGCACGCAGUUGUAACCGAGACACUCCGUUUGUACCCAGCAGUCCCUCAGGAUCCCAAAGGCAUUAUGGAAGAUGAUAUCUUGCCUGAUGGAACCAGAGUAAAAGCUGGAGGAAUGGUAACUUACGUACCUUACUCAAUGGGUAGGAUGGAGUAUAACUGGGGACCUGAUGCGGCUUCAUUCAAGCCUGAGAGAUGGCUCAAAGAUGGUAUCUUCCAGAAUGCAUCUCCAUUCAAGUUCACUGCAUUUCAAGCUGGACCAAGGAUAUGCCUCGGUAAAGACUCUGCAUAUCUGCAGAUGAAAAUGACACUGGCUAUACUCUGCAGAUUUUUCAAGUUCCAUUUGGUCCCAAAUCAUCCCGUGAAAUACAGGAUGAUGACAACUCUAUCGAUGGCACAUGGCUUGAAGCUUAGAGUGUCCAGGCGCUCAUAAGAUACAACUAGAGAAAAUGAUGUUCUUGUUAAUUCAUUCUAAUAUAAUCAAAAAUCAAGUUGUUGAAACAGUGAGCAAUAAAUUGUUCCAAGAUGAAAAAGAUCUUACAAA
Messenger RNA from Jatropha curcas, 1799 nucleotides. It is a transcript of the gene CYP704B1, whose product is annotated as cytochrome P450, family 704, subfamily B, polypeptide 1. The record is from RefSeq and is a predicted model, not a curated record. Lineage: Eukaryota; Viridiplantae; Streptophyta; Magnoliopsida; Malpighiales; Euphorbiaceae. Gene Ontology annotation, molecular function: oxidoreductase activity, acting on paired donors, with incorporation or reduction of molecular oxygen; iron ion binding; heme binding.